Molecule: messenger RNA, 279 nt
Organism: Aspergillus puulaauensis
Lineage: Eukaryota; Fungi; Ascomycota; Eurotiomycetes; Eurotiales; Aspergillaceae
Product: dolichol-phosphate mannosyltransferase subunit 3
Exons: 3
Coding region: 1-279 (92 amino acids)
Biological process (GO): GPI anchor biosynthetic process
Cellular component (GO): endoplasmic reticulum membrane; dolichol-phosphate-mannose synthase complex
Source: RefSeq, a predicted model, not a curated record
AUGACGCGCGCCCAGCAGACGCUCUCUGUGCUCCUGCUUGUAUCCUCUCUCUACCUAUCUCUUUAUCUCGGUCUCGUUCCGCUUAACGAGACUGUCCAGCAAGAAAUCAUCCCCGUCCUCCCUUUCUAUGCUCUAAUAUCUUUCGGAUGCUACCUUCUCGGCCGCCUGGGUCUAGCCAUCUUCACUUUCCACGAUGUGCCCGAGGCACACGAGGAGCUGCAAGGUGAAAUUGAACAGGCUAAAGCUGAACUGCGCCGCGUGAACGUUGACGUCGAUUAA